Thyridium curvatum is the source of this 972-nucleotide messenger RNA. RefSeq lists its product as uncharacterized. Lineage: Eukaryota; Fungi; Ascomycota; Sordariomycetes; Thyridiales; Thyridiaceae. Gene Ontology annotation, molecular function: aldose reductase (NADPH) activity. The coding region runs from base 1 to 972 and encodes 323 amino acids. The transcript has 2 exons. Gene Ontology annotation, cellular component: cytosol. The record is from RefSeq and is a predicted model, not a curated record.
AUGCCCCUCCCUACGCACUUCAAGCUCAACACCGGCGCGGCAAUUCCCGCAGUGGGAUUUGGCACCUGGCAGGCCGGUCCGCAUGAGGUUGAGCGUGCCGUCGAGCUGGCUCUGCGCUGCGGAUAUCGCCAUGUUGACUGCGCAGCCAUCUACCGCAACGAGACCGAGGUUGGCGCGGGGAUCAAGGCGAGCGGUGUGCCCCGGUCCGACGUCUACAUCACCGGCAAGCUUUGGAACACCAUGCACCGCCCCGAGGACGUCGAGGCGGGCCUGGACAAGACGCUCAGCGACCUUGGCACCGACUACCUUGAUCUCUUUCUCAUGCACUGGCCCGUUGCCUUCAAGCCGAGUGACAAGUGGUUUCCAAUCGACCAGGACGGGGUAUUUGAGCUAGCCGAUAUCGACCCUGCAGAAACCUACGCCGCCAUGGAGAAGCUGCUCUCUACUGGCAAGGUGCGGGCUAUUGGGGUAUGCAACUUCAACAUACGCCGGCUGCAAGAUCUACUGUCCAAGACCAAGAUCGUGCCCGCCGUCAAUCAGAUCGAGGCACAUCCGUAUUUACAGCAGCCCGAGCUUGCCCGAUUCUGCCGGGCCAACAACAUUCUCAUCGAAGCGUACUCUCCCCUCGGGAAUAACCAGCAGGACGUCCCCAGAACUGUGGACGACCCGGCUGUGCAGGCUCUUGCCGACAAGAUCGGCAUGGACGCUGGUCAAAUGCUCUACUCUUGGGGCGUGCAGCGUGGGACUGUCGUGCUUCCCAAGAGCGUCACGCCCCAUCGCAUCGAGUCCAACAGGCAGGUGCAGGAAUUAUCCAAGGAAGCUUUUGAUGAGCUCAGCUCCCUGGAGCGACACAAGAGGUUCAAUGGCCAGUCUCAGUGGGGUUGUGACAUAUUCGAGGAGAUUGGCGAGGAGACGGCCAAGAAGAUCGCGAGAGAGUGCGGGCCCACGCACCUCAAAAAGUUCACUGUUUGA